GUGAAGAGAGAGGAGCGGCCGUUUGGCGGCCUCCACGUGGCAUGGAGCAGCGGCAGCAGGCCUUACAAGGAAACCCUGUUAUCAUCGCGCCCUUUCAGAAGCCACUCAAAUGGGAUGUUCUUACAGUGAACCCUGCUUCGCUUCUCGCUUCACAGCAGCUCUCGCAUUUCUGCUGCUUCUCUCGGCUCUCCUCCCAACCCCGGUGCCUUCAACAGGGUCGCUGUUCAGCCACUGCAGUGCCCCUUCUUUCUUACCCGUGGUGGGACCAGCCUCUCUCCUGCCGGCAGGGCACAGCUCAGGCGUCCCCAGAAGCCCCACGCUGCCGUGACUCGUUUUCGGUGGAUGUGGCUUCUUCAGGUUUCGACUAUCCGAGCGGCAGAUGAGGAGACAAUAUGUUUUUAACCCUUUUUUAAAAGAUGUUUUUUAAGCUUUUUUAAAAAAUGUCUUUAAUGUUGUUUUUUAAUGUAUUCUAAGCACUGACAAUGGGAGACAUUGAGAAGGGCAAGAAGAUCUUUUCUGUGAAGUGUGGGACUUGCCACACAGUUGAGAAGGGAGGCAAGCACAAGACUGGCCCCAAUCUUCAUGGUCUGUUUGGCCGAAAGACUGGUCAAGCGGAAGGUUUCGCUUACACGGAAGCCAACAAAAGCAAGGGUAUAAUCUGGGGAGAGGAUACACUGAUGGAGUACUUAGAAAACCCCAAGAAGUAUAUCCCAGGAACUAAGAUGAUCUUUGCAGGCCUUAAGAAGAAGGAGGAGAGAGUAAAUAUAAUAGCAUACCUUAAGAAAGCCACUGCUGAGUAAUGACUUCUGCUGCCUUAUUUAUUUCACCAAAUGGAAAUGACUCUGUUGAGAUUGGUUUUUAAACUUUCUAUUUUUACAUGCAUAAAAAUCUUUCUCAUCAGCCAGAGAACGUUGAUCAUGGAUGGUUGUUAACAUAUGUACUUGUUCUUGUGAUAUAAUUUAUAGAAUUGUGUAAUCAGGCUUGAAUAAGUACAGUCAGGAUGAUUGCAGUGUUUUCUGAUCAUGUAAUUAAAAAAACCCCUCUCAGUG
Molecule: messenger RNA, 1049 nt
Organism: Rhineura floridana
Lineage: Eukaryota; Metazoa; Chordata; Lepidosauria; Squamata; Rhineuridae
Product: cytochrome c
Exons: 3
Coding region: 483-800 (105 amino acids)
Biological process (GO): mitochondrial electron transport, cytochrome c to oxygen; mitochondrial electron transport, ubiquinol to cytochrome c
Cellular component (GO): mitochondrial intermembrane space
Molecular function (GO): electron transfer activity; heme binding
Source: RefSeq, a predicted model, not a curated record